GGAUAUCCUAUAUAUCCCCAUUUACAUCGUCACCUUCCGGCAAUACUCGCGGUUAGGGAGAACGAGUCCGCGCAGAGUCGUAUCCGGGAAUACACGUCUAGACGGGAGAGGUGGAAUAAGGAAUCGCUUCACAGUUGCGCCGAACCGAACAUGGAUCCGGCCACCAAAGGAACGUCCAGGGCCUCCUCUGUAUUUACUUCCCUCUUUAGGAUGGGAGGAGGCUCGCAGCAUAAAUACUCGCCACUCGAUCACGAUGGCGAAGCUUCAGGAGGAGUAGCUCCAGAGAGUCAGACUCGGUUGCUUCCAGGCGAGUCAACAGACGAGAACUUGGACGAGGAAAGUCAACUUAAACAACAAAAAGGGAGAGGCUUGCUUUAUCGGUUGGUAUGGGGAGAUCCUAAUAACAUCUUUGUCAAACUUAUCAUGCUCCUCUUGAUGAUUCCGUUGUUCAGCUACCUGGUUGCUGCUUCUCUACGGGUACUCUCCCCAAAUUCAGUACCUUGCGACACCCCCGAGCUUGGCUACCAAUGUGACCAAAAGACCACUCACACAUGGGGCCAAUACUCGCCCUUCUUCUCCGUCCCAUCGGAGAUCUCCCCCUCCGUUCCCGAGGGCUGCCGCCUCACCUUCGCCCAAGUUCUCUCCCGCCACGGCGCCCGCUUCCCAACCCCCGGCAAAGCCGACGAUAUUUCCGCCGUUCUCACCAAGAUCAAAACCUCCGCCACCUGGUACGGCCCCGACUUCGAGUUCAUCAAAGAUUACAACUACGUCCUCGGGGUAGACGACCUCACCGCCUUCGGCGAGCAAGAAAUGGUCAACUCCGGCAUCAAGUUCUACCAGCGCUACGCUUCCCUCAUCCGGGACUACACCGACCCGGACUCUCUCCCCUUCGUCCGCGCCUCGGGGCAGGAGCGCGUCAUCGCCUCAGCCGAGAACUUCACAACAGGUUUCUACUCCGCCCUCCUCGCCGACAAGAACCCACCCCCUUCCUCCCUCCCGCUUCCCCGCCAGGAAAUGGUCAUCAUUUCCGAAUCGCCCACGGCCAAUAACACCAUGCACCACGGCCUCUGCCGCGCCUUCGAGGAUUCCACCACCGGCGACUCGGCCCAAGCGACCUUUAUAGCCGCCAACUUCCCGCCUAUCACCGCGCGCUUGAAUGCGCAGGGUUUCAAAGGCGUCACUCUUUCUGAUACGGACGUCCUUUCGCUUAUGGAUCUCUGCCCUUUUGACACCGUCGCUUAUCCACCUUCCUCUCUUUCCCAAGAAUCAUCUACCCGCAAGAGGAUCUCCCCCUUCUGCUCCCUCUUUACGGCCCAAGACUUGACGGUAUACGACUACCUCCAAUCCCUCGGCAAGUUUUACGGGUUCGGCCCGGGUAAUGUUCUGGGUGCCACGCAGGGGGUGGGGUACGUGAACGAGCUUUUGGCUCGACUCACCCACUCACCCGUGGUCGAUAACACGACGACCAAUUCCACUUUAGACCAAAACGAGGAGACGUUCCCGUUGACGAAUAAGAAUAGGACCGUGUUUGCGGAUUUCAGUCAUGAUAAUGAUAUGAUGGGGAUAUUGACUGCUUUGAGAAUCUUCGAGGGGGUGGAUAGGGAGAAGAUGAUGGAUAAUACGACGAUACCAAAAGAGUAUGGAAGCACGGGGGAUGAGCCGGGAUUGAAAGAGAGGGAGGGGGUGUUUAAGGUGGGUUGGGCGGUGCCGUUUGCGGGGAGGGUGUAUUUUGAGAAGAUGGUUUGUGAUGGUGACAAUGAUGGGGAUGGGAAGAUUGACCAAGGGGAAGAAGAGGAACAAGAGUUGGUGAGGAUCUUGGUUAAUGAUAGGGUGGUUAGAUUGAAUGGAUGUGAGGCGGAUGAGUUGGGGAGGUGUAGGUUGGAUAAGUUUGUGGAGAGUAUGGAGUUUGCUAGGAGGGGAGGGGAUUGGGAUAAGUGUUUCGUUAAAGGUAGCUCGGGUAGGUUAUGGAUUUGGUCCGGAUAAUAAGCAGGCGUUAGCCUUUUCUUUUUCUUUUGGGCGAUCAGCGAGCGAUGGAAGGUAACAGCAAGCCAAAGACAUCUCUGUUCUGAAUAAUACCUAAUACCUAAUAAGCCA
Molecule: messenger RNA, 2094 nt
Organism: Neurospora tetraspora
Lineage: Eukaryota; Fungi; Ascomycota; Sordariomycetes; Sordariales; Sordariaceae
Product: histidine phosphatase superfamily
Exons: 2
Coding region: 151-1983 (610 amino acids)
Molecular function (GO): acid phosphatase activity
Source: RefSeq, a predicted model, not a curated record